This is a messenger RNA of Camelina sativa (false flax), 1268 nucleotides long. RefSeq lists its product as uncharacterized. The record is from RefSeq and is a predicted model, not a curated record. Gene Ontology annotation, cellular component: membrane. Gene Ontology annotation, biological process: transmembrane transport. NCBI's taxonomy places the organism in Eukaryota, Viridiplantae, Streptophyta, Magnoliopsida, Brassicales, Brassicaceae. Gene Ontology annotation, molecular function: transmembrane transporter activity.
AUUAAAGACUCCCCAUGACUUUUCUCUCUCCUCUGCAGAUAAUUGUGGGGUUGAAGGAAGAAAUCAGUAAUGGUGUGUUUCAAUUUCAAUAAAAUGAAGACGAAGAAGACUUUGAUUGGACUUGGAUUAGGACAGAUCAUCUCCCUUCUCUCUACUUUUAUUGCGUUUACAGCGUCUGAGAUCGCCAGAAAAGGUAUUAAUGCUCCAACAACACAGUCGUUCAUGGGUUAUCUUUCACUUGCAAUCGUCUAUGGAGGCAUCAUGCUGUAUCGAAGACCCGCAAUUAAAGUGAAGUGGUAUAACUAUUUACUCCUUGCUUUCGUUGAUGUGGAGGCAAACUUUCUCGUGGUGAAGGCAUUUCAGAACACAUCAAUGACGAGUAUCAUGCUACUGGAUUGCUGGGCGAUCCCUUGCGUUUUGAUAUUGACUCGGGUUUUCCUGAAAACAAAAUACAGAAUGAUGAAGAUCAGUGGCGUUGUCAUCUGUUUUCUUGGUGUUGUCAUGGUAGUAUUCUCAGACGUCCAUUCAGGGGAUCGAGCUGGUAAUGGUGUAAAUCGUGGAAGUAAUCCUGUUAAAGGAGAUCUUCUUGUUUUGGCUGGAGCAACCUUGUAUGCUGUCUGUAAUGUCAGUGAGGAGUUCCUUGUGAAGAAUGCAGACAUGAUUGAGCUAUUGGCCUUUUUGGGAAUUUUUGGCGCAAUUGUAGGUGCCGUACAGAUAAGCAUAUUGGAACGUGGUGUGCUUAAAGCGACUCACUGGCCAACUGAGGCGAUUUUACUUUACCUUGGACUCGCACCUGCGUUAUUUCUCUAUUAUUCAUUAGUCGCAGUCUUAAUUCAGACCAAUGGUGCAACAAUGUUCAACCUCUCGUUGCUCACAUCAGACAUGUGGGCGGUUUUGAUCCGCAUUUUCGCUUACCAUGAGAAGGUCGACUGGCUCUAUUACUUGGCAUUUGCUACUACAGCUAUUGGACUGAUCAUAUACUCAACGAAGGAGAAAGAUCAGGAGGAACAAAGAGAUGGAGAAGUGGCAAGUGAGCAGAGGAAGAAGGUGUUGGAUGCAGAGGAUGGUGAAUCACUUCGAGACAGCCUUAUAGGUGCUCCUACCUGAACCCAAAGCCUGAGUUUUGUUGUUGUUGUAUAUGUCAUUGGCUGUAAAGAGAAAGAAACUUGUAGGUGGAGAGACAAGUUAGUAGUCAUUUAUAACAAUUGGUAACUGUAAAAGAAGGCUUUAUUUGAUCUUAAUUUAAUUGUAAACACAAAAAUAAGAUA